Petromyzon marinus (sea lamprey) is the source of this 4571-nucleotide messenger RNA. RefSeq lists its product as uncharacterized. Lineage: Eukaryota; Metazoa; Chordata; Hyperoartia; Petromyzontiformes; Petromyzontidae. The record is from RefSeq and is a predicted model, not a curated record. Gene Ontology annotation, molecular function: ATP binding; protein kinase activity. Gene Ontology annotation, biological process: protein phosphorylation; canonical NF-kappaB signal transduction.
ACCACCCAACCACCCCCAACCACCACCCAACCACCACCACCCACAACAACCACCACCCACCACCACCACCCACGAGUUCCGAGCUCGAGUCGCGGGGAUGAUGCAGGCGAGCCGCGCGGCUCCCGCCUGGGACGUAACGAGCCCGGACGUCCCUGCAGCCUCCUCCUGCUCCUGCUGCUCCUCCUCCUGCUGCUGCUGGGAGGCGCUGCCCAGCCUGUGCUGGGUGCCGGCCGGGGGUCCCGUCACGGAGGCACGGCUGGAGGAACUCCUCGUCGAGAGCUUCUCUCACCUCGCCGAGCGCCGCGCGUGCGACUGCACCUCCUGCACCACCAUCGUCAGCCUUCUCUCGCACCUCGUCCACAACUGCCACCGACUGACCACCGAGUGCACCAUAUGCCACGAGCUGUGCCAGCUGAUGCGGCGCCACGCGCUGGGCUGCACCCGCGGGUCCCCAUGCCCCGUGCUGCCAUGCGCGGGGUUGAGCGAGCGCCUUGCGCGCCGUGCUGCCCUCGGCCUGGCGGAGGUGCCCGGCUGGGAAGUUUCCCGCGACCUGGAGUUCGUGCGAGAGCAGGUAGCGCCGCUCCUGUCCGACGGCGCUUUCAGGCCUCGAGUCAGCAUAGAGUUCGGUUUGGUCGCUGACGCGGAGAUUAACGACGCGACGGAUACCGAGCAGAGGGCGAACAGUAAUGCUGCCGUGGCCACAGGUCCGCAAGGAGCGGGAGAACGGUUACAGUUUGGUUUGAUCCGAGGUGCAAUGGCACAAAGCACUUUGAAGGAAGAGUCGGGUCAUGUGGAGGCAGAAAUCGCUGGUGCGCAGCACAGCACCGACCCAGAGCUGCGCCGCACGCACCCUUCCGAUGUGCGUCCCCGGUCCUCGGCACCAUCGCAAACCCAGUCGGGAAUUGCCUCAAUUUUUCUGCCACCAUUGUGCGAGGCAGUGGAGAUGAUAAGCCCCAUGGAACAGCUGAUGUUCGGACUUAACAGCAGUACGUUCUCCAAUUCUGAGGACAGCCUCCUUGCGAACCAAGAGAACAUCCAGGCCAUGCUGAUGUACAUCAACGAGGACUUUUCCAACUCGGGCGUACAACUGCCCGACGUCAUUCAACCGGAAAAUACGGAACUCAACACGGAGGCUGCGUGUGCCCCACAGGGUGCACGACCGUCGUCACCAUCAUCUCGCGUGAUCCCGAACAGCGAUGGUCGCACUGCAAAGGCGGACAGUUUAAAACUACGCAAGUCAGACUCACUGCCACUAAGUAGGACCAAUCGAGCCCCGAGCAGACCACUGGAGCGACGCACUUCCAAUUAUACGAAGGCUGUCGUUCGCCCUCACAGCAGCCUACGAGCAGUUCGCUCCGUGUGUCUGUCUGCCGUUCCCGUGUCCGUGAGGGCCCGGGUUUGUGUUGGAGAGUCGCGUGAGCUGAGGGAGCUGACGGUUCACUGGGAGAGCCUGGGCCCGGUCAGCGACUCGGUCUGUGAGGGCAUCCUACUCAACAAAGAGCUGAGCCCCAUUGGGGGCAGCUACCGGGAGGGGCAGCAGUGGGAGAAGACGCCCCGGCAACUCGGACGUGGCCGCUUCGGAAAUGUGUUCGUCGGUCGAGACCUCUGCACGAGCUUCCACUUUGCCGUCAAACAGCUGAGCGUGGACAAGUUCUCGGAGAACGAGUUGAGCAUCUGGAGCCGGCUCGACUCACUGCGCCUCGUGCAGCUCUACGGUGCCGUGCGCGAGGGCCCGCGCCUCUCCCUCUUCAUGCAGGUCGCCGAGGGGGGCACGCUCGACGUCAUGAUCUCCGACAACAAGCAGCUGCCCCAGGACCUGGCGAUGCACUACACCUGCCAGGUGCUGGAGGCACUCGAGUAUCUGCACCAGAACAACGUCCUGCACGGCGAUGUCAAAGCCGAUAACAUCCUGAUGUCAGCCGAUGGGAACCAAGUCUGGCUCUGUGAUUUUGGCUUCUCUCAGCUGCUGCCCCCGGGUUCCAAGGUUCUCCCCAAAGACCAGCAGCCGCGCGGCACGCAGACGCACAUGGCCCCGGAGGUGGCAGCGAGUGCCGGCCACGACUGCAAGGCGGACGUGUGGAGCGCAUGCUGCGUGCUGUUGCACAUGCUGAACGGGCGCCACCCGUGGAUGGGGCGCUUCGCUGGCGUGAAGGUGCUCUACUUCGUGAUUGUGCAGCAGGAGGCUCCCGUGAGCGAGGCCCCCGAGUGGUGCACGUCGUGCGUGCUCGACGUCCUGCGGAGCGGCCUGCAGAAGGACGCGGCCGCCCGACCCACGGCCUCGCUGCUGCUGAGCCAGGCCCGUAGCGCCCUCGACGAACUGGGAGGCUUGGACACAGCGUUCUCCUUCCAGGAGUGCACCAGCAGCAGCAUCUUGGUGAGCGGCAGCCUCACAGGACGCCUCGUGAGCCUGAUCAACCGGCGAGCGUCCGGUAACGCGGGCAGCACGCAACUCGGCAGCCUUGGUCAGCGUUCGCUCCGCACUUCUUCUAGCACGGCGCCUCUGUUAAACGAACCAGCGCCGUCACCACCACAGCCACUGCCACAAUCGCAGCCGCGGUGGCAGCCUGAGGUUCCAAAGGCAAACCCUGCGUCGUUAUUGCAACCGCCACAGUCUAGGCCGCCAGCGACGCACAACUCUGCAUCGGCACAAGCGAGUUCCCUGGCUGAUGUCAAGCAGACCUUUGCAAUGCAGGAGCAAGUGACUCUACCGUCUUUACAGCCUCGACAGUGCGACCAGCAGGGCAGCUCGCAGGGCCCAGAUACAGUGUCCGAGCAUUGUUUGGCGGCAGCGGUGGCGGCAAAGGAGAGGCAGUCGUUGCAGGCGGAGGGUAAGGGCGAUGCGGGUUCACCUAGGCCGGAGGGCGUGAUGCACCCGCAGCCAGCAACGGACGCCAGUGUGGCUGGAGGCCCCGUUGACGGACAAGAGACCGGUCAGCUUGCAGAAAAAGCCAGCCGCGCCGGGGCCACUAGGCACCAAACACGAACGUUGAUCUCCGUCGACGCGUUGGAAAACUCGAUUCUUGGAUCCACUUCGCUGGGUCCCUUGCCUGGCCAGAAUAGCAAGAAGCUGCCGAGCAGGAAGUCCCCCGUCGAGCUAGCGUGCCACUUCUCGGGCCGCUCCGCACCGGCGCAGCAGGGAAAGGUGGUGACAGUCGGUGCCACGAGCUCGUCCGUGGCAGCAGCGGUGACGCCCGCAGCAAGAGAGACGCUCGAGGGAGGAGCGGAGCUCAGGGAGGAGCCUCUCCGAUUUCCGCUGAGGAGAAUGCCGGCCAGGCACUCCGACCCUCAGGCGGAUUUGGACGAUAUGCAGAGAGAGCUCGUGAAGCAGCUGUCGGUGCCGAACCCGACGGCGCUGCACGACGCCCUCCUUAAUUCGCUCAUCGCCGAGCCCGAGUUCAUGCCAUUUGAGGACGACGCGGAGAGCAUCCACAGCCUGCCUGAGUCUCCUCAACUCCCAAGCACCGUCCACCUUGAAGCGGUGCGAGUGAACGUGCUCGGUCUGGCAGGGGAACACGCGUUCACCCUGUUGGAGCGGGUCGGGGUGACGGUGGAGGAGGUGGCCAUUGGCAUCAAGGAGCGCGUGGCCCUGCCCACGUUCACACUGGUGUGGCCCGACGGCACGGAGGUAGCGCAGCAGUUCCAGCUGAGGGAGCCCAGCGUCGCGCUGCGCUACGUGGCGGCGGGCGACGCACCGGGGCUGGCGUGGACGUGGAGGGUGAACGGAGGCCACCUGGAGAAGCGACCACCUCGGAUCUCGCCCACAUCGUGAUGCAGCUGGCGGUGGGGGGGGGGGGGCGUCUGCCUGUCGUGGGGCGUGGUCAGGAGCGGUCCCUGAAUCGACGUGCGGACGGUCGUGAGGACGGCCGCGGGAGCAGACGCGUAGCCUCCUGGCCGCGUGCGGCGUGCCACCGCCGCAGAGUCGGCUUCCACGGAGUCGACGGUUUGAGUCCGUCGCAGACGCCGGUAAUGUCUGUGGGGGUGGCUAAAGUGGCAAUCUACUGUGAAGACCAACCACGGAAUGUUGGUAAAGACUCUGCAUAUAAUGAAGAAUCGGUGGUUCAUUAAGUCACGGAUUAAAGUUAGAUCAUUUCUUACGCUCAAGAUAAAUGCACACAAUCAUAUGCAUGAGAACCACUGAUUAGAAUUGUGUUAAUGUGAUGCUAAGCCUCAUGAAAAUGAGUCGGAUUGUGCAAAGAGAUACAAAUGAGAUUGCCAAAACGAGACAAAGAGAAUUGUUAAUUGAAUCGCAUUGUGACGCUGAAUGACAGUGGAAUUGCUGUGGGGUGAAUAGCUGUGGUGGUGAAGCAUGUCUGUAGCCAAUUUGAGAGUUCACUGGCACGCCACUAAUACAUUGAAUUGAAAAUGCUACGAUACGUAACAUAAUAUCGGGCUAGUUUGCCUUUUUACUCUUGUGCAUUUCAUAAUGGGCUGUACAUAUUUUGGGUGUGUGUUUGUAAGUUGUAAUUUGUAUAUCACACUCAGCCUUGUUUUGUGCACAUGACUGCUGUCCUCGCUUUCCCGCGCAAUGCAUUUUCAGCCACUUAAUAAAGACCAUCACGGUAUCAAUGGAA